AUAAAAAGACCACAUGUCAACAAAUCUGCCUGUCCUCGCACGUAGUUUAGAAGAAGGUCGUUCCAUUCCCUUCCUCAGAGGAGAGAGAAAGAGAGCGAGCAAGUCUGGGAGGGGGAGGCACAGCAGUCAGGCAGGCAGGCAACGCCCACCCCCCACAGAGGAGAGAGAGAGAGAAAGAGGCAGCAGAGCACAUAACCAAACGACACCCAUCCGAAAACCCCGAAAGGAGGAGGGAAAAGGGUGAGAGAAAACCACGCAGUCGCUUGUCCAGACAAAACAAGAACAAGAACCCACCAGUACGCACUUCCUCCUCCUCCUCCUCCUCUCUGCCUCUCUCUCCUCCCUCCCUCCGCCAGUCCGCUCCCCCCUGGCCCAUCAGAUCCAAUUCCUUCCCCCGACCCCCGUCCCGGAUCCGCCGCAAUUCCUUCCUGCGUCGAGCUCGACUGCUCCCUCUCCCUGCCCGCAAGAAUCCCGCCGUGGCCGGCGGCUUAGUGGGACUCCCAAGUCGAAGCCAAGGCUGGUGGGGGGCGCGCUCCUGCCGGGCGUAGCGGGCCAUGGGCGCGCUGUUGCCGUUCGUGCGUCGGGUAACCAGGGCCGUCAGGCUCAGUCCGCUGCAGCGCAGCGCCGAGGAUCGGUGAGUUCCUUCCUGUCUCGCGAGUUGACAUCCGAACGGCUUCACAGGAAUAUAUUUGAGCCUUCUGUCCUGUUUCUUUUGAUCUUCUGUAUGUUUGCUUCAUUAUGGAAAGGGGUCGUGUGUUUCCAUGUUGCGUUUUGUGUGUGGUAAUUUCUCGUGAACGCAUUCCGCUAUUGACUGCUCGCCCUGUCGAGCAGAUUGAGCUAUCCAAUAUCCAUUUAGCUCGACACAGUGAAGAACUGAAGAUACACAUUGGGCUUGCUUGUGUUCCGUCUCUCUCAAACAUCCUGUUGGUGUGCUGUGAAGGUCUGAAGGUCACAUAAUCCACUUGGCUAUAUGCCGGGGUGGGUAAUGUGAGUCGGGCUUGAUAAAUGCAGACUUGUUAACUUGUUUUGCAACAAGAAUGGGGGCAAAAGUAGAACGGGAAAGUUAUAUGCCUGGAUAUUAUGCCACGGGGGAUCUCAAUUUGGAACCAAAUGGUAGAUGGUCUCCAUACUAUGAGGAGAUGACAUCAAAUGAUCAGUUAUGCAAUGGCUUCACAACAAAACCAACAAAUGACUAUUCAGAAUUUGACAAAGAAAUACUCAAGCAUCAAAUACUUGAACAUGAAGCUGUGUUUAGACAACAGGUGUAUGAACUGCACCGAGUUUACAAAAUACAGAAGGAUAUGAUGAAACAACAUCAAAGCAAAGAGGUAUAUUCAUACCCAACUUUGGCAGUUGCAUCACAUACAAAUUCACCAUCACAAGUGCCACAAAACGGUGCAAAGAUGAUGUGGCAGAUGCCAGUUCCUCCAAUGUCCACAACAUACAGGAAAGCUAUUGGAGAGCAUAAUGAUACAAACCAGUCCUCCAUGAAGUUCCUUAGAGAAGGCAGUGUGCAGUCCUCACCAAAUGGAUUUAUAUCAAGUGAUGUUGGUCCAAGAAGCAGACAAGGCACUUUUGACCUUCAACUUCCAGCUGAUCAUUAUAUAGAUGACGAUGGCACAUCAGAUAACAAGCCCAUAGAUUUCCUUGGUUUGGCAUCAGAUACAAAACCCCGGAAUGAUGCUGAGCUUACAUUAGUUAGUGCAGAAGGCUUGGGCAAGUUCAGUGAUAAUAGUUCAUCCUCGGGUUUGCAGACUACAAAUAAUCUUGGACCCCGGCAGGUUACCGACCUGAAUGAAUCAAAUACUGGCUUCCAUAUGGGUAGAGCAAAUGGAUCAGUUUCCAGAGGCCUUCCGCGUACCCUUGAGAACUCAUGGAACCAACCAAUAUUGAGAGCAAACACAACUAAUUUCAGUUUCAGUAAAAAACACUCCAAAGAAAAGCACACAGAUGAAGGUACAAGCUCAAAUUUCUUUGACACAAGUGUGAAAACAAUACAUGACGACAAACCAUCAAUCAAUAAAGGUAAACAAGUCAGCAGUGUAACUUUUUUAGCACCCAGAUAUAAUGAUGCUGACCCCCCAAAAUACUUCAAAGCUGUUGAUGGGAGGCCUGCCACUGCCAGUUAUAACCACUUUGUUUACCAAGGUCAGAAUAGUUCAGUUGGAUGGAUUGCACAAAGUCCUCUGGAACCUUCUGUUAUCAAUAAUUUUGCUAGAGUUGACCGUCCACAUCAUUUGAAUAUGGGUACAUUUACUGCCCCCGUCUCUAUUCCUCAAAUAGACAAUCCUUCAAUUGUCUCCCCGAUGGGUUCUUGCACAGCAGACCCAAGGAGCAGCGUUAUCAAUAAUCCUGCUUUAAUUCCAAGAUUCAAUGGGUUCUCAACUGUGAAUUCGUACACCAGUCUUAGUGCUGUGACGCAGAGCAUUGGAACUUCAAUCCCAAAGCUGAUAAAUGUGGAUAAUGUAGAUAAACGCUAUCGUGGUUUUCCACUUGAUUCGUUUUCCGUGUCUCACUCACGACAUCAGGUAGCAGUUUCAAGUAACCUGGAGCAAAAGAAUUCCCAGAAGUUGGAAGAUUCAGAUCAACAGUCCCAUGGCAAGGGUAUGAAGAACUUCAAUUUGAAUGAGACACUGUCAGAUUGUCAGGAAGAUGGUCUUGUAGAACAAGAUGGGAGAUGUGCUUCCAGUUUUCAGCAUGAUAAAGAUGGGGGGUCAGUACUUGGGAUCUCUUGGCUCAAAAAAAAACUUAUGUCUGCUGACCCAACAGCUGUGGAGAAGCCAGGGAAGAUUUUUGGACAUUCAUUGGGAACUGCAAUAGAGCUGAAAAAUACUAAAGACCAGAAUGAACCAGCUGUGACUAUUCGGAAUUUGUCAGAUUCUGCUUCUACAUCUGUUGGCUGUGCAAUUAAGAAGGAUAGGCCUUCGGAUAACAUUGUUACCGGAACUCUGCCUGUCUGUAAUAAAGCCCAAGAGGGUGCUACAUGUUUACCUCUUUCGUGCCAGAAGCAUGUGCCUAAAGAUGGACAAGCCGCUGAAGGAGCCACCAAGAAAAGUGGCGCCCCCAUCAGGAACUUCAUCGAUCUCAAUGAUGAUGUACCAAAUGAUGACAAUUCUGAGGAAUCAGUAGUGUCACACGAAUGCCACGUGGAACCUUCACGGAACAACCAUCCUAAACGAGCAUUUGUGAUUGAUUUAGAGGUGCCGGCCUGUGAAGAGGACGCUUCGUGGGAUAUUGAUCAAGAAUGCGCGCAGCCGAAACCUGAUGCGUACCAGGAAGUUGACGACGGAUCUGAUACAUCCGCUCUAGCUGCAGCCGAGAACAUCGUAGCGUUGUCAAGGAAUACGCCAACAGCCGCAGAGGCAUCGGACGAUACGUUGCAGUGGUUUGCAGAUCUCGCUGUAUUAAACAUCAACGACCUUGCUGAGCAAGCUGAACUCCAAGCUUGUACGAAUGAUUCCAGUAACUACGAGUCGGAUUCAUUCGAGUCCUUGACACUGAAGCUGGAAGAGACCAAGAUCGACGAUCUCUGGAGCAGGCCACUGGAACCUGAAACCGCAACCGAUGAACAGACAGUUUCAGCUGCUCACCUUCUCACCAAGCCCAGAAGGGGCCAGCAAAGGAGACGGCGGCAGAAGCGAGAUUUCCAGAGAGAUGUCUUGCCUGGCCUUUCGUCGCUUUCCCGGCCUGAGAUCACAGAGGACGUCCAGUUGCUCGAGGGGUUAGUCCAGGCUUCCGGGGGAUCCUGGGAGUCGAGCUUGACUAGGCGAGGACGUUGUGGUGGGCGUGCUAGAGGCAGGAAACCUCGGAAAACUGUAGUAACCGUAAUUGUAGAGGAGGAGGAAGAGGAGGAGGUAGAGGUUAGCCCACCGCCAAAACCUGCUGGCACUGGGGAAUUGGAAGCCGAUGGCAGGGGUAUGAUCGGGUGGGGCAGAACAACAAGGCGGUGUCGCAGAGCGAGAUGUCCGUCAGGUAACAGCAUGGCUACUGCGUCUUGAGUGGGAGGGUAUUUCUUGGCAGCAAGCAUUGGACCUGAUUAGGUACUGGGUGGUUCACAAUUGUUGUAUUGACUCCGAUGGAUGGGCUGGUGGUAUAAGGUGAUCACACUCAUAUGAGUGUCGGCCUACUGGUCUCAGCACAACUUUCGUGCUUUUGGGUCGAAACAUGGUUUACGUUCUUAUAAUAAGUUCGGUAAAUUAGCUGGCGAGACAUUUCUGCGACAGCAUUGUACUAAGCUGUUCCAGGUUAUGAGGCCCGGUGCCCCGGUAUAUAUUCAUUGUGAGAAAAACUGCAAUGCAUGUAAACCACCUUGAUCUCUGAAGAAUAGCUCAUCACAUGUGUAACAAAAGGGUGUGAAUGAGGCUCUGAGCCUGUAUUCUUUUUGUAGCUGUAUGCCCUGCCUAAUUGGCGCUAGUAUCCAGCAUGCGAAUUGCUAAUUUAGUUUUA
Molecule: messenger RNA, 4446 nt
Organism: Zea mays
Lineage: Eukaryota; Viridiplantae; Streptophyta; Magnoliopsida; Poales; Poaceae
Exons: 6
Coding region: 1038-3998 (986 amino acids)
Source: RefSeq, a predicted model, not a curated record